This is a messenger RNA of Maylandia zebra (zebra mbuna), 2364 nucleotides long. RefSeq names its product sodium-coupled monocarboxylate transporter 1. NCBI's taxonomy places the organism in Eukaryota, Metazoa, Chordata, Actinopteri, Cichliformes, Cichlidae. The record is from RefSeq and is a predicted model, not a curated record. Gene Ontology annotation, cellular component: membrane; extracellular exosome. Gene Ontology annotation, molecular function: organic acid:sodium symporter activity. Gene Ontology annotation, biological process: propanoate transmembrane transport; sodium ion transport.
AUUGCAGCUACUGUACUUCCCUGGAACUAACUCUCUCUCUAUAUCCACCUGUCUCCCUCCCUCCCUGCCUCCCUCACACACACCCACAGCGGUGUGAUUUUGCUCUCAGCUCAGUGUUCAGUGAGAUGGUGAUGUGCCAGGACUUCUACACAUGGGGGAGGUUUGAAUAACUUUCUGAAUAAAUCUCAAAGCUUUGUUUCCAACUUUGACUAAAAUGGCAGUUACCUCCUUCGCAUUGGCGGACUAUGUGGUGUUCGCUCUCAUGCUGGUGGUGUCCGCUGCUGUGGGGAUCUACUACGCCUGGGUGGACAGGAGCCGGAGAAACCCCGGGAACUUUUUAACUGGAGGCCGCAAGCUGACAGCUCUGCCCGUCUCCCUGUCCCUGACCGCCAGCUUCAUGUCAGCCAUCACAGUGCUGUCCUUUCCAGCUGAGGUUUACCAAUACGGAGCCAAUAUCGGAUUUUACGGUCUCUCCUAUUUAAUGGCGAUGCUGAUCACAUCUGAGGUCUUCCUCCCCAUCUUCUACAAGCUGGAAAUCACCAGCACUUUUGAGUAUCUGGAGCUGCGUUUUAACAGAGCAACCCGUCUGCUGGGCACACUGCUGUUCAUUGUCCAAACAAUCCUCUACAGUGGAAUUGUCAUUUAUGUUCCAGCUCUUGCUUUAAACCAAGUGACCGGGAUGAAUCUGUGGGGUGCGGUCAUUUCCACGGGAGUGGUCUGUACAUUUUACUGCACACUGGGUGGUCUAAAGGCAGUGGUGUGGACAGACGUGUUUCAGCUCGGUGUAAUGAUCGCAGGUUUCCUGUCUGUCAUCAUCGCAUCUGUGAUCCUACAAGGUGGAGUCAUCAACAUCUUUUCAGAUUCACAACACGGAGGGAGAAUCAACUUCUGGGACUUUGAUACAAACCCUCUGAGAAGACACACUUUUUGGACUGUUGCCAUUGGAGGGACAUUUCUUUGGACCAGUAUAUAUGGGACCAACCAGUCGCAGGUUCAGAGAUACAUCUCCUGCAAGAGCAUUGCUCAUGCUAGACUUUCUUUGUUCAUCAACCUGUUAGGUCUGUGGUUGAUACUGUUGUGUGCAGUGUUUGCGGGAAUGUGUCUUUACUCAAUCUAUAAAAGCUGCGACCCCUGGACAUCUGGACUGCUUUCUGCACUUGAUCAGUUGAUGCCUUAUUUGGUGAUGGACGUCUUGGGAGACUAUCCUGGCCUUCCUGGUCUGUUUGUGGCAGCAGCAUUUAGUGGAUCUUUAAGCACAGUCUCUUCUAGCAUCAAUGCAUUGGCUGCAGUGACAGUGGAAGAUCUAAUCAAACCAUAUGCCAGCAUGUCAGAGAGACAACUGGCCUGGAUCUCAAAAGGAACGAGCCUCCUGUAUGGAGUUUUAUGCAUUGGGAUGGCUGGGUUGGCCUCACUUCUAGGACCGAUCUUCCAGGCAGUCAUCAGUAUAUUCGGGGUCAUUGGAGGUCCUUUACUUGGACUGUUCACUUUGGGGAUUCUCUGUCCAUUUGCCACGUCAAAAGGAGCUUUGUCAGGUGUUGUGUUGGGGCUGGCUGUGUCUCUCUGGGUGGCCAUCGGAGCGCAGAUAUACCCUCCUCCCCCUGAAAUGAGUCGGCCUCUGUCACUGACCACUGAAGGCUGUAACUUUACAAUGACGGACAGCUUCAGCUGGACCUCCACUCAUGUCCCAACAUUGCAGAGCUCCACAACAACAGCCCCAGUACUUAUCAAUAGCAAGCCUGCGCUGGCAGACUGGUACUCAGUCUCCUACCUUUACUUCAGUCCAAUUGGAACUAUAAUAACUAUAAGUGUGGGUCUGAUAGUCAGCGUGUUGACAGGAGGUCGGAAGCUGAAUGUAGAAUCCAGGCUCAGGCUGACAAAAGAAGACACAAGUCUUUACUACUUGUUUAAAUUGAUCAAAGACAGAGCCAUGAGACGAAAAAGAAAGCUUGAUCUGAAAAAGGACAGGAAGAAGACAUUUGGCAAUCCUAAUCCUGCUUUCUGUGAUGUUGAGCUGGAUUUGCCACAAAGCAGCAUUUCCACCUAAGAAUGUAGCUGCUUUUUUAAAGUAUAAGCUUCUUUGUUUCUCUAUGAUCUUAUACAGGAAAUGCAAUGUAGAAGAGGAAUUGUGGUGGGACUUUUUGCAAAUGCAGACUAGCACUUGUUUGAAUUUAAAUUGUGCAAUAGUUAUUAUGUACUGAUCAAUCAUCAAUAAAUAUGAAGCAAUAAUUUUAAAUGAUGCCACAGAAAUAUAUAAAAAUCAAAGGUCUAUUUAUUUAAGUAAUAAAGUUUUUAAAUCAUUUUUCAUGUAAUCAGAUUCCAUUAAAGUUAACAUAUUGUUAUGUAAUAAAAUUACAUGUAAUUAAA